ACGUGAACGAAAUAUGUUUUCGUCAGACAAAUAGGGUUUACGGUUCAUCUGGUUACAGCCAUAUAAAGCAUUGGAUCAUUGCCAUUUCGCAUUAGUAGGCUUAUUGAACUGUCAAAAAGUGUUUGUCAGCAGAUAAUCGGGUACAGGUAGAUCAAGAAAAUGCCGAAGGAAGGAACCACUGAGACUACGACCACGGAAUACGUCAAAGAAGAUGGAAAAAGAAUAAAAAAGACAAUAAUCACAACGACGACUGUUACAAAGACCGCUGAUGGAGGAUACAAAACAAAAAUAAAUACUAGCACAAAAAAGCAAGAAGUCGGGUCAGAUGAUGAUAGUGAUAGUGGCGCAAAAGGAGGUAAAAGCAAGCUGAGCGACAAAAUGAAAAAAUUGAAUGUCAGUGAUUCAGAUGACGACAAAAAACACGACGGAAAAAACGACAUGUCUAAUUCAAAUACUAAGGAAUUUCGAAGUGAUCUUCUGAUAAAAAUCAACCAAUUCAGACGAAAGCACCAGGCAACCGGACUUAAAGCCGACAGCAACAUUGACAAAGUUGCUCAGGAACACGCGGACAAAAUGUUGAAAAAAGACAAAAUUUCGCUCCAUUCAGGCAACUACGGACAAACUCUUGCAAUGAAGCUACCAAGACCGUCAGGCAAUAGCAUUGCGGAAAUGUGGUACAAGGGAAAGGAUGAAUAUGACUUUAAACGAGGAGAGUUCAGCAGAGAAUCUGGAAAUUUCACACAAAUGAUAUGGGGUGGAAGUAAAAGUGUUGGUAUUGGAGUUGCGUCCAAUAAAGAUGGAAAAACAUAUAUUGUUGCUUUGUACGAUCCUGCAGGAAACGUACAGAAUCACUUCAAAGACAACGUUAAAAAAGAAAAAUGAUAAAUUUCAAAUUGCAAAACCGUAGUAAUGCAAUUUAUUUUUAAAGUAGAAUGAAAGUAUUCCGGAAAUCUUCAUAAAUGCCUAUUCCCUAAAAAAAAAAAAUUUACUAUAUUUGCAUAUCAUCUAGAAUGAGCUAUAUUUCAUGGACUAUUUGUCUUAACAAUCUUUUUGUAGCAAGAUGAUUUAUGCUGCAUUCAUGAAUAUCGGUGGUCUACAAAAUUGGUAGAAUUUAUAUGUGCUUGAAUAAUUACUAAUUCCUAAAGUGUAUCGUUUACUAAUCGUUUAAAUAAACAUGGAAAUAUAGUUAUUACAAUAUCCAACUUAUUGUUAUAUAGAUUUUCAAGUUGUAAAGAUUUUGUCUAUGGAAGAUAUAAUCAAAAUAUACUAUUUCUUCAAAUAUACGAGAUUGAAAAAAUAUUAUGUACAUAUAUAUAUAUGUGUGUGUGCGUGUACACAAACCUCUUCAGCUAGUAUAAUUUGCUGUGUAGCUCCAUCUAAUAAAUCAAAACAUUUAG
Molecule: messenger RNA, 1397 nt
Organism: Styela clava
Lineage: Eukaryota; Metazoa; Chordata; Ascidiacea; Stolidobranchia; Styelidae
Product: Golgi-associated plant pathogenesis-related protein 1-like
Source: RefSeq, a predicted model, not a curated record